Molecule: messenger RNA, 1491 nt
Organism: Rhodamnia argentea
Lineage: Eukaryota; Viridiplantae; Streptophyta; Magnoliopsida; Myrtales; Myrtaceae
Product: tRNA pseudouridine synthase A 1
Exons: 6
Coding region: 96-1061 (321 amino acids)
Biological process (GO): tRNA pseudouridine synthesis
Molecular function (GO): RNA binding; pseudouridine synthase activity
Source: RefSeq, a predicted model, not a curated record
UGUCUCUCGUGUUGAAGAAUCGAAGACCAGUCUGUUCUGGCGGAGUGGCAUUCGUCUUCCCCGCCGGUCAUCCGUGUCUCGUGGGGGAGUUGUGGAUGUUGAGCUUGAGGAUGAGUCAUGCAGUGGGCCUUCCAGCUCCUCUGCACCUCAAUGGCAAUUCCUCUUCAACCACAAGCGACAACGUCAACGUGGGGAAGCCGAGUGUAACGGGGUACAAGUGGCGUUUGGUGAUAGCGUACGACGGCACCCACUACGCAGGCUGGCAAUAUCAGCAAUCUCCACCCACUAUACAAUGUAUCAUGGAAAAAGCUUUGACUCGAAUCACAAAGGUGGAAAGGGAGGAUCUCCAUCUGGUUGGUGCAGGCAGGACAGAUGCAGGAGUUCAUGCCUGGGGUCAGGUAGCACACUUUGUCACACCAUUUAAUUAUGACAGCUUGGAUACCCUCCAUGCUGCUCUUAAUGGUCUUCUUCCAUCUGAUAUCCGUGUAAGAGAGAUUAGCCCUGCAGUGCCUGAAUUUCAUGCCAGAUUUUCCGCGAGAAGCAAGAUUUAUCACUACAAAAUAUACAAUGAUACUGUCAUGGACCCGUUUCUGCGAUGCUAUGCUUAUCGCAGUACUUACAAGCUAAACCCAGAAGCAAUGAAAGAAGCCGCUAAAUAUUUUAUCGGAAGACAUGAUUUUUCUGCUUUUGCAAAUGCAUCACGCAAUGAUCGAGCACCAAAUCCUGUCAAAAAUAUAUUCAGUCUUGAUGUCAUCGAAAAGGGAGCUCUUUUACAGAUAGAGGUUGAAGGUUCUGGAUUUAUGUAUAGACAAGUGCGGAACAUGGUUGCUCUGCUUAUACAAAUUGGAAGGGAAGCGAUGCCUCCUGGUAUUGUUCAUAUGAUUUUAGCAUCUCGGGACCGGAAGGAGUUAGCCAAAUAUUCGUUGUCUGCCCCACCUCAUGGGCUGUGUCUUGUAGCUGUCAAUUACAUUGAACAGCACAUGCAGCUUCCAUCAGGUUGCCCUCCUAAGAGUUUGGGAAGGAGUCACACAGUGAGCAAGUGCAAGCUUCCAUGCUGCUAGAGGGGCCAGAUCUUUUGUUCGAUUUGCUGGUCAAAGUGGUGACGAGCAGACGGUCAUUUGCGCUUCAAAAUGAAAAUUCGAGGUCUUGUCAGUUUGAUUCCAGAUUAUUUUGAUAUGGCCCUGGGGAUGCUUGAUCACGUACAGGUUUGACAGUUUUCUUUCCGACUGCAGAUUUCCGAUGUCAUGACCAUUUGCUAGGAUUAACUUUUGCUUCACAUUCAAGUUCCUCAUUCAUUGCUACUCGGGAUUCUGAAAGCAAACAAAGUGAAUCGAGGACUUCUGAUAUAUUCUAGAAUGCUAUUCAUGUAAUUGAAGGAGAGAGAGAGAGAGAGAGAGAGAGAGAUUGUAUCUGUACAAGAAUGCCAUCUUAUUAUGUAUCGGAACAGAAUGUUCAGUUCAUCCAUAUCAUCGUGCAGAGUGGAGGAGGAUU